Molecule: messenger RNA, 2634 nt
Organism: Amaranthus tricolor (Joseph's coat)
Lineage: Eukaryota; Viridiplantae; Streptophyta; Magnoliopsida; Caryophyllales; Amaranthaceae
Product: U-box domain-containing protein 34-like
Exons: 9
Coding region: 183-2501 (772 amino acids)
Biological process (GO): protein phosphorylation; protein ubiquitination
Molecular function (GO): protein kinase activity; ATP binding; ubiquitin-protein transferase activity
Source: RefSeq, a predicted model, not a curated record
AUGUCCAUUUCAUGAAAGUCAAAAGGCCCUCUAUUUGUGUUACGUGCUCGUCUCUUCUUCCCAUUACUUCCCUUCCUAACAAAAACUUUGCAAGAUCAUCCGAGACCACAAUAUAACCGGCUACCGCCCACCGGCCACCAUUAAAAAUCUUCGAGACGCAACGAGUUGGAUUAACAACAGUGAUGACCACCGUAGUAGUGGCAGUGAAUAUCGGCGGCAAUGGCCGUGGCAACGGAAGCAAACGGGCAGUAAGAUGGGCCGUGGAGAAUUUAUUGCUUCAAGCUCAUCACGUUUUGCUAGUUCAUGUCAUGCCCAUCAUCACCCACAUUCCUACUCCUUCUGGAAAUAGUAUACCAAUUGCACAAUUAGACACAAAAGUUGUAGCCAAGUACAUGGAAGAUGUUAGAGAAAAAGCUCAAGCAAUCUUCAUACAAUAUAAGAGGCUUUAUAGACCAGGCGAGUUGGAAUUCGAGACCUUGCUGCUUGAGGGUGAAAACAUUGCCGCUGGACUUGUAGACUAUGUAAGAAAAUCAAAUGUUAGAAGCUUAGUUUUGGGAUCUGAAUCACUUAAUCGCAUUUGGAGGAAGAUAAAAGGACAUGGCAUACCACAAUUAGUGUUAAAAACUGCACCAGAUACUUGUGAUAUAUUUGUUGUAUCUAAACGAAGAGUAAAGACCAAACUCGCUACUUCAAUGACCUCAAAUGCUACACCCUUCAUUGACAUACAAAACACAUCAAGAGAAAAUGAUAGUAAUAGACUACCCAUAGUAGUGACGACAGGCCAGACUCCCCUACACUCUUCCUCUUCUGUUGAAGGUUGUAAUAGUGCUGUAGCCUCACCCUUGUCAGAUCAUCUUCAGUAUAAUAAAUCAGAUUUUAAUUCUAAUGCACAAGAAGGCUCCGAUAACUUCGAUGAUUUUCAUGGUCGAAACAUUACUAGUCAUUCGUCUAUGGCGUCUACUUACACUGAUGUGUCUUCAGGAGCUCCUAUAUCUAUACCUGAUUCUCAUAUGUCCUACCAAGAGUUUGAUCUGCAUAACGAGGUUGAACAACUGCGACUUGAGCUACAAACUACACUUGCUUUGUAUAAUCGAGCUUGUGAAGAUCUAAUCCAUACACAGAAGAAGGUACGAAUACUUUCCUCAGAAUGUGUUGUGGAAGCAGAAAAGAUUGAUGCUGCAACAGGACGGGAAGAAACUCUAAGGAAAAUUGCAGAGUUUGAAAAGUUGAAGCACAUGAAAGCUGUAGAAGAUGCCCAAGCAGCUAAACAUAUACUUGCCAAAGAAUCUCAUGAAAGGCAGAUAGCAGAACUUAAUGCUUUAAAAGAGUUCAAGGAAAGACAAAAAGUUGUUGAUGCGCUCAUCUCUAACGAAAGGAGGAUUAGAAGGUACACACCAGAUGAGGUUAGAGUCGCUACUGAUGAGUUUUCGGAGAAAAACAUAAUCGGUGAAGGUGGUUAUGGUAAAGUUUAUAGAGGUAAUCUUGAUCAUACACAUGUUGCAAUCAAGGUGCUUGAGCAUGACGCGACUGAAAAGAAGGAAGAGUUUCUUAGGGAGAUUAGAAUCUUGAGCCAGUUAUGCCAUCCAAAUAUUGUUUUACUACUUGGAGUAUGCACAGAAAUGGGUUGUCUUGUGUACGAGUACAUGGAAAACGGAAGCUUGGAACAACAUAUAUUCUGCCAUAAUGGAAGAGAACCUCUUCCAUGGUUUGCAAGGUUUCGUAUAGCCUUUGAAAUUGCUCGUGGCCUUGCAUUCUUACACCGCAGAGAACCCGAACCAGUUGUGCAUCGUGAUCUUAAACCCGGGAAUAUCUUGUUAGGAAGAAACUAUGUAACAAAAAUCAGUGAUGUCGGGUUAGCAAAACUAAUUUCUGAUAACAUUCCUGAUUCAGUUACCAUGUUUGGAAACUCUUUGCUCGCGGGAACUUUGUAUUAUAUAGACCCUGAGUAUCAAAGAACUGGUACCGUCAGACCAAAAUCAGACCUGUAUUCAUUUGGGAUAAUAAUACUUCAGUUAUUGACAGCUCGAAGUCCAAAUGGGCUUUUAUUAGUCAUGGAGAACGCAAUUGCCAGCGGAUCCUUGCCAUAUAUACUCGACGAUUCCAUCAAUGACUGGCCGCUUGCUGAGGUAGAGGAGUUGACGAAGCUUGCAUUAGAAUGUUGUAAACUCAGAUGCAGAGAUAGACCAGACCUUGAGACAGGAGUUCUACCCAUUUUGAAAAAACUUGCUGAUGUUGCUGAUGUUAGUAUGAAAGUCGAACGAAGCAGCAUUUUUGCACCGAGUCACUACUUCUGCCCUAUUCUACAUGAAGUCAUGGACGAUCCACAUGUCGCAGCAGAUGGUUUUACAUAUGAACGUAGAGCCAUAGAAGCAUGGCUCGAAAGGCAUGAUGUAUCACCAGUCACAAACAAAAAAUUGACCCAUUUUAAUCUUACACCCAAUUUUACCUUGCUUACUGCCAUACAGGAGUGGAAAUCUCGUUUAGCUGCUAAACAUUCCUGAAAGUGAUUUUACCAGAAACUGUAUAUUUGUGCACAAAAUUGAUAUUCAUUUUACUGAUUUUCUUGUUGCUUCUUACGUUUAUACGAGCAAACGAGAUUUCAUUUAAAUAUCAUAACUCCUUUGAAUGACGAUU